Sinocyclocheilus rhinocerous is the source of this 1154-nucleotide messenger RNA. RefSeq names its product UPF0676 protein C1494.01-like. The record is from RefSeq and is a predicted model, not a curated record. The transcript has 4 exons. Lineage: Eukaryota; Metazoa; Chordata; Actinopteri; Cypriniformes; Cyprinidae. Bases 321 to 968 code for a protein of 215 amino acids.
GACUGAUAAAGUCAUACAGAAAAUCAUUACUUCAAGUUAUUGCUGCUAAAAGUGGAUAUACAAACAACUGAAUCAUAGGGUGUCUUUAGUUUGUCACCCAUGGCUUUUCCAUAUUGGCUUUAUUUUUGCUAAAUAAAUAAUGUGAUACAUCAUGUGUCACUGGGUUACUUCAUCUAAGGUUUUUUUCCCCAAAAAUUUUAAGACCUGCCAAGGACUAGAUUAUUUUUUUGAUUAUGUCCUGAUACGGAAAACCAUGGAAUUAUAUAGGGUCUCCUUUCUUUUUCACACAACUGUAUAUAUACACAUUCAUAUAUACAUAAAUGGAAUGUAUAUGGAAUGUCCCAAACUUUACAUCACUCCACUCUCAAUGUGUUCAGAAUUGGCCUUCAGAAGGAGUUGACGAUUUUCGAGAUGUCCACGCAUCAUUUUACCUGCGCUGUAAGGAACUUUCUCUCAGAGUGCUCCGAGUGAUGGCUCUUUGUUUGAACCUGGAAGCAGAGGUCUUUCUCAGCGCACAUAAGCAUAUUGGAAGUGAUGUGAAUGGAACGACUCUACGGACUCUGUACUACCCUCCGGUGAACAGCACAUGUGUGAAGGAAAAUCAGCUGCGCUGUGGUGAGCACUCUGAUUAUGGUAGUAUCACGUUGGUCUUCCAAAGCUCAGAGGGUGGACUGCAGGUUCUGAACCGGGCUGGAGAGUUCAUUUCAGCCCCCAGCAUUCCUGGAACAGUUCUGAUUAACAUAGCAGACCUGAUGCAAAGGUGGACCAGUGAUGUCUAUGUGUCUGCCGUUCAUAGGGUUUUGCUGCCCCCUGCAGGUGACUCCAGCACACGUCAGUCUUUGGCCUUCUUUGUACAACCUGAUGAUGAGGCCAUCAUUUCAUGCUGCGAUGGAUCAGAUAAAUAUCCUCCUGUUAAGUCAGUUGAUUACCUUCUAUCAAGGUUCAAAGAUUCUUACGGCAAAAAAUAGAUCCUGGUUUAAGUGAAAUUUUAUGAUCUUGUAUGUUUUAAAAAAAAUCAGUAAUAAUCAUCAGAGCACAUAAUUAGUGAAGCUGACAUAAUUUAAUACAUUAGAGAAACGUAAAGCACAGUCAAUUACUCCUGAAAUCACAAAAGAUACUCAAACAAGGCAAAAAACAAAACAAAAAAAAACUAC